UGUAACUUUCAAAAUGGCGGAAUUAUUACUAGAUUCAGCGAUUCGUGUUUGGGUAAUUUUACCCAUUGUAAUGAUAACAUUUUUUGUUGGAAUUAUUCGACAUUAUCUUUCGAUACUUCUACAAACCACCAAAAAAUUAGAAUUGGAACAAGUCAGCGAUAGUCAAGUUUUACUUCGAAGCAAACUAUUAAGAGAACAUGGUUGUUACAUUCCUCUACAGGCAUUUCAAAUGAGACGUCAUUUUUUCAAUGAUGAAGAGGAGGGUUUUUUCAAAACACAAAAGAGGAAAGGUGCUGCAAAGAACCCAAUUUCAGAUCCCACAAUGAUGGUUGAUAUGGCUAAAGGAAACAUCACUAAUGUUUUACCAAUGAUUAUCAUUGGAGGAUGGAUCAACUGGCAAUUUUCUGGAUUCAUCACAACCAAAGUUCCAUUUCCUCUAACAAUUCGUUUCAAAGCGAUGCUUCAAAGAGGAAUUGAUCUGGUCUCUCUUAAUGCUUCAUGGGUCAGUUCCGUCUCGUGGUAUUUCAUAAAUGUUUUUGGUUUGCGCAGCAUGUAUUCGCUCGUCUUGGGUGAAAACAAUGCGGCAGACUCAACUCGGGCAAUGCAGGAACAGAUGCAGAUGUCAGGUGGAGGUAUGCCUCCCGAUCCUGCUAAAGCAUUCAAGGCAGAAUGGGAAGCUCUAGAGAUAAUAACACACGAAUGGCGUUUAAGCAAUGUCGAAGAAAAGUUAAUGGAAGAAUAUGUAAAUGAUACCUUUCUCGAAAAGGAUAAACAUGCUUAACUACAAACUUAAGUAAUUGUUCUUGAGUACAUUUGGUUCAAUGCUUCAUUUCAUGAUCGAUUAUAUCAAAACUAUUAACUAAACAUCACGAAUCAAUCUUGUAUGUUGUAUGUGAUAAACUUUAUGCGGACCUCAUCAAUUAUUGCUCAACCCUUACGGAACAAGUACAUUAGCUAGAAAGAUCUUGCUAUAAGUGUGCACUUGGUAACAUGGGACGAAAUAAGAGCUUUUGGGCUCUUCACCCCGGCUUCACUUGCCGGCUAAAAGUUUUUGUUCUAUAAAUUACGUUAUUGCUAUAUAGCAAAUACAUAUAGCGCCGAAUUGUUGUCAUGUGAUGUGCAAUAAGCAUUAAGUUUGCAUAGAUAGAAGCACUAUCGGCUAGGUAAAGUUGUCGUUUUUCCAGCACUUCAUUGUCCUAUAGUGAUUUGCUUCGUUGACAUUUGUUGCUCUGCAGAGUUGCAUGCAGAUUACACUUUGCCCAUAUACGUGGCGCUUUUUGUUUUCCUUGAUGUUGUCGUUCUCCAAUUUUAGCUUUAUGGUAAACAAAUGUUGCUGAAAUAGGACAUUUUUGUUAUUCUUGUUGUGGUUGUUGUGCAAUAUUGCGUGGUGAACGAGUGAACUUUGUUCUAGUAUUUUGUGGUUAGCGUAUUGAUGUUUCUCAAUUGUAACCUUUUCUUUGUGCUUGGUUUUGUUGCUUAUAAAUGGUGACAAAUCGAUAAACUUUGCUCACAUAGAAAUUUUACUUGUUCUUAUGCUUGGUAUUAAAAUGAUUCAUUCUAUAUCAAUAAAUGAGGCCUAGUCCUGAAUAUUUACUUCGUGCUCUUUAACAAUCAUUAAAUUGUUUUAUAAUAUAUAACCAGUGCUUGAGUGAAUAUUCUUCAACAAUUUUAGCAACCGGCUCAAUUUCAAGUGCUUGCAUAAAGAAUACAACGGAAAUGUAUUUAGGUACUUUUAUAGGUCGUUUUGUCAUGAGUAAGGUCUUGUAGAUAGCUUUCUUGACUGACUUGGCCAUUAAAGUAUGGCUUUCAAAGCCAUCCAUUUAUAGUUCGAACAUAGUCCUAUUUAACUCAAAAGGAAAAUUCUUUCACGUGGAUAUCCAUUAUUCAUGAACUUAAACCAUUUAGGUAAAAGUAUGAAAGUAAAAGAAUCAGUGUAGUUUAUGCGAACGUCUUGCGUGUACUGACUGUACUACGGUGGUCGACGAUUAUGAUGUCACCUUAUAAAGUUACUGUUUUUGUCGUCGUUUUCUGUGGCUUGUCAGCGUAUUGUACUGCGGAUAUUGAAGCGUUUGUGAAAUUUAGUUUGACAACGACGACAUGCACCAAAGUGUCUCCUGUACGAGAUGUUUGCAAUGUCAAUUGGCUCGUCAGGAAUGUCGAUGCAGAGCAGUAUGAUUCUUUAAUCAAGGGGAUUAAUGAAACAAUAUCUUUAAAAGUGUUGUAUCGGGGCUUAAUCGAAAUAGAGAAAAUACACUGUCGGAGAAUGUACGAAAACAUGAUGUGUAAGAGCUUCUUUCCUGUGUGUGAUAAAGAUAGAAUGGUCAUCGUUUACGGUAAUGGAACAGAAAGAUGCAACUUUGCAAGAGAAGCUUGCCCUACUGUCGAAAUUGCUAACUGCCAAUCGGCGCCAGUUUUUGAAGAAUCGAUAAUUCCGGAACGAAACGAGUGCGUUAACAUUACAGCUGUAACAUCGAGUAUUUGCCCUGGCGCCGAGGUCAAAAUGAAGAAGUGUGAAAUGAAGUCGCUUUGAAUAGUAUGCUGUAAAAGAUUUUUCCCUCCUACAUGUAGCUAUUAUGAUCGUACGUAGAAAGAAAAGCAUCGCAACAUGUCAUGUUUAAAUUAUAUGGUCUCGUUGAAUAUUCCAGAUUCUUCUUUGCCACAUAUUAUCUACAUGCAUUUUUUUACUGUUGUAUUUGGCACACAAGUCUUGGGUGUGGAUGCUAUGUACAAUACAUGCACGACAGCUGUUCACAACGAUCUGCCACGCAGCUACGUUUUUUAAAUUUUUUCUAUCUCUUUGCGUUGCACGCUUUCAAUACGUGGUAUGUAGCUUUCGUGGUGCGGAAGUUGAAUAUCUUCUCAUUGGGUGACGUACAUUAACUGUUGUGCUCUCAGUUUGUGUUCGAACAUGCCGAGCGUUUACGACUCUUAGCAUAGGAAAGUAUAGAAUUUUCUACGCGGUAGAAUGUUGAGGAAUUUCAAGAUCUCGAUGCUUCUCAAAGAUUUCUUUAUGAGCUUUCAAUGGUCCAUGACGAUUUUUAUUUUUUGUUUUCAAUUUUGGAGGACAUUUUUAGAUUGUGCACAGGUUUAAGGAUUGCUAUUUAUAGAACCUAUACUCAUCUAUCUAAUUCAUUGGAAAUAACUACAACAAUUUAUCCCGUGUAUAAACUUUAUCUUAAUCUAAAUCUUGUGAAAAUGCAUUUGUUUAUCACAUUUGCACCUCAAAAGCGCAGCCUUUGAAUUGUCGAGAGCGAAGUUUAAAAUAGGCACCAAAAGCGUACCUUCGAAUCACCGAUAAAACCGUGAAGGACUUAUUGAAAAAGGCGGAAAUGUUUUCAAAGGAGAUGAAAAAUAACUCAAUCACUGCAAACUGUGAAGCAAAUUAUCGAGAAGUUUUAUGUCGUCUUGUUGAUUCCUGUUCUAGAGAUGGUUUUCAAUACCUUCAAUACAUCAACGUAUCGGAGUGCGAGAGAAUGAUUUCAUGUGUGAAAAAUGCCGGCUUUUCCGAGGAAAUUACGUCUGUGUGCGCUAGUAUACUCAGCACAGAAGCAGCCGAAAGUGUUCGUGCUCCAAAUCCAUAUGUUCGACCAAAGAUAUCCAUUUUGACACAAAGAAAUUUACCAAAGCUGACUUCCAUCAUGACGCAAAAAACUUCCCAAAAGCCGACUUCAACUGGUACCGGAAGACCCUCAUCAAUGGAGACUUCGUCUGGUACUCAAAGAACUUCAUCAAUGCUCUCUUCCAGUUUGACACCAAGUCCUACAUCCAGCACUGAAGCGUCAGCCAUUGUAACAACGGAAGGAGAUGUUAUUGAAACUUUGGAGAAACGCAAUACAGAAGUCGUGCUUCAAGAAGUCUUGAAAUUGAACAAUAAAGACGAAAAUUUGUGCAAUAGUGCAACAACAAAUUCUCCUGGUCUGUUAAUCUCAUCAAUGUUUUUGGUCGUUUUAUUUUUAUAUCAAAAAUCUACUCGAUGAGAUUAUUUUAUCUUGCGUCUGUCAAGCGUGGAUUAUUUAUAAUUAAAUGUUUUUAAGACAUUAACACAAAGUUUGUGUAUAACAAGAAUAAAUGUUUGUAUACUAUUAAUUUAAGAUCAUUUGUAAGCCGUGCGCGUGGGCAGAUUAUAUCAUCAUGUUACAUCAGUAAAAACUAAGAUGACUAAACCUGGCGUUGGAAGCCGAAUAGAUUAAAUACGAUAAUUGUA
Molecule: messenger RNA, 4204 nt
Organism: Xenia sp. Carnegie-2017
Lineage: Eukaryota; Metazoa; Cnidaria; Anthozoa; Malacalcyonacea; Xeniidae
Product: ER membrane protein complex subunit 3-like
Exons: 11
Coding region: 14-781 (255 amino acids)
Biological process (GO): protein folding in endoplasmic reticulum
Cellular component (GO): EMC complex; membrane
Source: RefSeq, a predicted model, not a curated record